UCCUCGAGCUCUUCGAGCUCGGAUUCCACAGGCUCAGACUCAGACACAGACUCGGACCCGGACUCAGACUCAGAACUGGACGAUGACGACCUCAAUGACAGCGAUAUCGAGGACGCAGUCACUCCAGAAUAUCUCGCUUCCCUUCUCGAAAGGGCGCGCCAAAAUGCGGCCGCUUCUGCACGGCACAAUGAGGGCUCGGGCAGCAGCAGCGGCGCCAUGGACGACGGGAUCAUCGAGCUCGACGACCCACAAUCCGAACAACAAAAACUGCCGCCACUGGAUCCCGGCGUCCUCCCAAAAACAUAUUUCACUCUCAGUGCGACGCAUCAGGAGGCAUCCUCGUUGACGCACGAUCUCGAUGUAGAACGCGCAGAACGGUCUACGGCUUCUCUGAUCGCGCCUGCACCACCAGUUCAGCCCGACCCCGACCCGUUGACGAAGAAAGAGAAAAAAGCUCUGAGGGCCAAGACCGCGGGUGCAGACUGGUAUGACCUCCCAGCCCCGGCGGAGGCGGACUUGCCGCGACUAUACCGUGAAGUCGAAGCUAUGAGGCUCCGGAACCAGCUCGACCCGAAACGGUUCUACAAAAAGGACGAGGGCGAGGGCAAGGGUAUUAAAGGGCUUCCAAAAUACUUCGCGAUCGGGACCAUCGUCCCGACGAGCACGCCGUUCGGGAAGGCGAGCGGCGAUAAUUUGGUGCGCGCGGCGCGCAAGCGGACGUUGGUCGACGAACUGGUCGAUGAUGCCGAGGCGCGGAGGUACGCGAAGAAAAAGUUCGGCGAGUUGCAGGCCGUCCGGGGGGCGAAGGGGAGGGGGACGCUCGCGGCACGGAAGGCAGCGAAGAAAACGAAAUGGUGAUCGGGCCCGUUAUUAUUGAGGGCAUAUUCACGCGCUAGACAGAUAGUGACAGACGCAACCAGUUUCUUGU
Messenger RNA from Heterobasidion irregulare TC 32-1, 928 nucleotides. RefSeq lists its product as uncharacterized. Gene Ontology annotation, cellular component: nucleolus. The transcript has 4 exons. Gene Ontology annotation, molecular function: RNA binding. The record is from RefSeq and is a predicted model, not a curated record. NCBI's taxonomy places the organism in Eukaryota, Fungi, Basidiomycota, Agaricomycetes, Russulales, Bondarzewiaceae. Gene Ontology annotation, biological process: RNA processing. The coding region runs from base 217 to 858 and encodes 213 amino acids.